AUGGUGACGUGGCAAGACAAAAUGAGAAGAGUCGAGAGACCAAACUUGUUUAGUUUUGUCUGUGGGCCGAGGAAAGGGUUGGAGAAAGCAGCCAUUAGAGACGAACUGAUCAAACAAUGCAACGACUCGAGCCGUUGUGAGCUUCUCAAGUGUGAAAGUGGAGGGUCCAGGUGUCACGAUCCAAUGACGGUAUUAGGAGUAAUGGCUCGGUCACGGUUUUGUCUACAAGCACCAGGUGACUCGUUCACGCGUAAGUCAACGUUCGACGCAAUAUUAGCCGGAUGCAUACCGGUGUUUUUUUCACCACACACUAUGUAUACACAGUAUACGUGGUAUCUUCCGGACGAGAGAAGAAGUUACUCUGUGUUUAUGGACGAAAAGAACAACACUACUCAAAUAGAACAAGAGCUUUCGAGGAUCUCGGAGGAGGAGGUUGUUCAAAUGAGGGAGACUGUCAUUGGUUGGAUCCCAAGAUUGACCUAUGCACACCCGAACACGACUAACUAUGGUUUGCCAGAUGCGGUUGAUGUAGCGUUAGUGGCAUUGGCUAAGCAAGCUAGGAUCAAGCACCUUUUAUUUGUAAGGGCCUAA
Messenger RNA from Microthlaspi erraticum, 591 nucleotides. The record is from the annotation of a GenBank genome assembly. Lineage: Eukaryota; Viridiplantae; Streptophyta; Magnoliopsida; Brassicales; Brassicaceae.